GGCCAUCCGUCUCUUCCUGUUCGCCCCUGCACUCGAUAUGAGUCGGAAUAUCAAGAUAACGUACGACCUGAAGGUGCCAGAAGGCACUUCUGCUCCGGCGCUCGAUAACCCGCAGACGCUGCAGUUCCCGGUCGCCGAGAGUGCGGACAUAAAAGUAUACUAUUCAGGCUUGAGGGAGAGCAUCGAGCGGGCCAAGAACACAGUGGGAGAGGAGCUGACGGCGUGGAGAGAUGCAGUAGGGAACAGGGAGCAGUCGAAGGAAAUGAAACUAGCAAAGAAGGACGAGGAAGAGGGGGACGAGGACGACGAUGAAAAUGAAGACGAAGCGUGAAGCCGAACGAUUACUCUUUGACCGCGGGGGUUAUGUAGGUU
Messenger RNA from Phanerochaete carnosa HHB-10118-sp, 372 nucleotides. RefSeq lists its product as uncharacterized. Bases 38 to 331 code for a protein of 97 amino acids. NCBI's taxonomy places the organism in Eukaryota, Fungi, Basidiomycota, Agaricomycetes, Polyporales, Phanerochaetaceae. The record is from RefSeq and is a predicted model, not a curated record. The transcript has a single exon.